AUGUCGUGGCGGGGAUAUCAGAACAGCGUGAAUGGCAGCGGGAGCGGCAGCGGCGGCGGAUGGAACGGAUCGGCUAUUCCUCCACCUUCGUUUAAUCCGUCCGCGCCUCCGGCUGAUACAUCUGCGCCGGUGUGCUAUAGCUUCCUCUCCCCCGCCGGAUGCCGAUUCGGCCACCGCUGCCGUUUCUCCCACUCCGCGCCUCCCCAAUCCCUCCCCGCAUUUCCGCCUACCCACUCCGCGUUCCCCCCUUCUCACUCCGCGCUUCCCCAAUCCACCUCCGCGUUUCCCCCAACCCACUCCGCGCUUCCCCACUCCCUCUCCGCUUUCCCCCCUUCUCACUCCGCGCUUCCCCAACCCCCUUUCGCGUUUCUCCCUAACCACUCCGCGCUUCCCCAAUCCAUCUCCGCGGGGGCGCAUAGAGAGGGGCAAGCAGGUGCAGGGGGCGCGUGUGUGAGAGUGAGUGUGAUGAGCUACAAUGUGUUGGCGUCCUGCCAUGCUGCCAAGUUCGCCCGUGAGCUCUAUCCUGGAGUGCCCAAAGGCGUGCUGCAUUGGAGCCAGAGGAGGCACGGCAUCGUGAAGGAGAUCAAGCAGCACUCGCCUGAUCUCAUAUGCCUGCAGGAGGUGGACAACCAUGCAGAUCUAUGUGGAGCACUUAACAAGCUGGGCUAUGACAGCAUCUUCCAGUGUCGCACGGGAGGCAACAAGGACGGCUGCGCUAAUUUCUGGAAUACCAAGAGGUGUGUCCCACCCCACGUGUGUCCCAUGCCAGGUGGGUCCCACCCCACGUGUGUCCCAUGCCAGGUGUGUCCCACCCCACGUGUGUUCCAUGCCAGGUGUGUCCCACCCCACGUGUGUCCCAUCCCCUUCAUCUGUGUCCUCUCCCUUCAUACUGCAGGUGGUAGUGUGUUGAUUUUCAAUCUAUUGACUUUGCUUUGGUGGUCCUGUGUUGACUUUCAGUCCAUCGAGUUUGCAGCUGUGGGCCUGAGAGACAAUGUUGCCCUUCUCACCGUGCUCAAGUUUAUUGGAGAAAACAAGGAAGGGGAAGGAGUCGAGGAACUGGAAGAAGGAGAAGAGAGGGAUGAAGAGAAUAGCAGUUGUCUCGUCCUUGCCAGCAUUCACGUGCUCUUCAACCCCAAGCGAGGAGACAUUACACCUCUCAUCUGUCUCGUCCUCGCCAAUAUUCACGUGCUCUUCAACCCGAAGCGAGGAGACAUCAAGCUGGCCCAGAUGUCCCGGCUCCUGUCUGCCGCCCAUCAGCUGUCCGAGAAGCACGGGAGCUGCCCGGUCGUGGUGUGCGGGGAUUUCAACGCCACCCCUGCAGUGAGUAUGGUAUCAGGGCAGCUGGAGGGAGGGGAGGGGCAGCAGCAAGUUCGGUUCCAAUCGGCUUCCCACUUGAAUCAGCACUGGUCGACAGAGCAAUCCGGUGCUUCUGAGACCACCACCAGUGCCACCACCGCCACCACCACCAGUACCACCACCGCCACCACCACCGCUGCUACCACCAUCAGCAGCAUCACAGCAGAGGGAUCGGCCAAUGGCGGGUUGACAUCUGGCAGUUUUGUUUCCAUCUCAGAGGCGAAACGGCAGAGAGUGGCUGUCAAUGAGAACGGGCAGGAGGGGAUGGGGGCAUUGGGCAACGAUGGCAGUGGGUGGGGGGGCAGCACUUUUGCUCUGGCGAGCGGAGGAUUAGGAUGGGGAGGGAUGGGAGGGAUGGGAGGAGUGGGAGGGAUGGGACGGAUGGGAAGAAUGGGGGGAUGGUCCUUUGAGGAGCUAAGGAUUGCAACAGGGAGUGAUGGAGUGGACACUGUUGUGAAACACCCUCUGAAACUCAAGAGCGCGUAUUCACAAGCACCGGGAGUGUUGGAUGUGCUCCUUGCGUUCCACCCACACCCCACCUUAAGACCAAUCAACCACAAUUCCUUGCACCCCUCUUCACCCCUACUCGGCCCUCUUCACCCCUCUUCGCCCCUCUUCGCCCCUCUUCACCCCUCCACCCCUCGUCACCCCUCAUAA
Molecule: messenger RNA, 2013 nt
Organism: Closterium sp. NIES-65
Lineage: Eukaryota; Viridiplantae; Streptophyta; Zygnematophyceae; Desmidiales; Closteriaceae
Source: the annotation of a GenBank genome assembly